This is a messenger RNA of Gekko japonicus, 949 nucleotides long. It is a transcript of the gene CTSD, whose product is annotated as cathepsin D. Gene Ontology annotation, biological process: proteolysis. Gene Ontology annotation, molecular function: aspartic-type endopeptidase activity. Lineage: Eukaryota; Metazoa; Chordata; Lepidosauria; Squamata; Gekkonidae. The record is from RefSeq and is a predicted model, not a curated record. The coding region runs from base 161 to 949 and encodes 262 amino acids. The transcript is spliced from 6 exons.
AGGCAGUCACAGGACUGGAUUGCUCAGUCAUCCCCUUAAUACCAGCGGGGCGCCCAGGGGUGCCGGCACAAGCGCAUCGGGGCUUGCAGCAGGAGCAGGAGCGGCGUCUCAGCCUCAGCCCGUCACCGAGUCUCUGCAAUCCCGCACAGCCGCCGCCGCCAUGGGGCUUCGCUCGUUGCUACUGCUGGCCUCUCUCGUCGCCGCCUCCUCGUCGCUGAUCAGAAUCCCGUUGAAGAAGUUCCCUUCCAUGCGCAGCAUCUAUUCAGAAUAUGGGAACGAUAUCCAAGACCUGAUUGAGAUGGGUGAGGUGCUGAAGUACAAAUAUGGGGCUCCAGGCGCAGAAACUCCAACCCCAGAAGCUUUGAAGAACUACAUGGAUGCUCAGUAUUAUGGAGAGAUUGGCAUUGGGACACCACCACAAAAGUUUACUGUAGUCUUCGACACUGGAUCAUCCAACCUCUGGGUGCCCUCGGUACACUGCCGUUUGUUGGACAUUGCUUGCAUGCUACAUCACAAAUACGAUUCUGCCAAAUCCAGCACGUAUGAGAAAAAUGGAACCGACUUUGCCAUCCAUUACGGUACUGGGAGCCUUUCAGGAUAUCUCAGCAAAGAUACUGUAUCGCUUGGUGACUUAAAAGUUAAAAAUCAGAUAUUUGGUGAAGCUGUCAGCCAACCUGGCAUCACAUUCAUUGCUGCAAAGUUUGAUGGAAUCAUGGGCAUGGCAUUCCCCAAGAUCUCUGUGAAGAAAUGUACACCUUUCUUCGACAAUGUGAUGGAACAACAACUGUUGGACAAGAACGUAUUCUCCUUUUAUCUCAACAGGGACCCAAAAUCAUCACCCGGAGGAGAAUUGCUUCUAGGGGGAACAGAUCCACAGUAUUAUAGCGGAGACUUCAACUAUGUGAAUGUCACUCGCAAAGCUUACUGGCAGGUCCACAUGGAUCAGUGA